GAACUUGACAUAAAAGCCCGCAAAUUUGUUCCUCUAAAUUUCACGGACGCCCGAGAAGCCUUUGCCUGCGCUAUAGGGUUUUAAAGAAACGACGUCACACUACAGUCUCUCUCCCUUUCCUGCAACCGCAACCAGCUCGGCCGCUGCCGCAUAGUCCCUAGGUAUCUUCUUCUUCUUCGCGGAUAUCCUGUUUUAAGGCUUAGAAAAUUAUAAUAUCCAUCUUCCCAGGCAUCCCUACUAUGCUGAAUCUCUCUCUCACUCUCUGUCUCUCUCUUGAGAACAACCCUGACAGGAAGACUUCGCUCUCUAUCCUUGCUGUUUUGAAGUAAAAGGUUUUCAUCUUCAACAUAAAAUUUAGUUGAUAAAAUGGCCGCCAAAGCUGUAGACAUUGCAGUGAGAACUCCAAGUUUUAGCUUUCCUUCAAUUACACCACGUCGGGCAAGUGCUAGGAUUUUUACUAUCAGAUGCUCUGUUCAUCUCUCUCCAGAUGGUCCUACCCUUGGUUUGGUGGAAAGACCUUGGAAAGUAGCCGAUGCUAGACUUGUGCUUGAAGAUGGUUCAAGAUGGAGUGCCAGGUCCUUUGGUGCUUCAGGAACCCAACUUGGUGAAGUCGUUUUUAACACAUCAUUAACUGGGUAUCAAGAAAUCCUCACAGACCCUAGUUAUGCAGGGCAGUUUGUCUUGAUGACAAACCCACAUAUUGGCAAUACUGGUGUUAAUUUUGAUGAUGAGGAAUCAAAGCAAUGCUUCCUUGCUGGUUUAGUGGUUAGAAGUUUAAGUAUCAGUACGUCAAAUUGGAGAUGUGCUGAAAAGCUUGGUGAUUAUUUAGCAGAAAGAAACAUCAUGGGAAUAUAUGAUGUUGACACUCGUGCAAUUACCCGUAGAUUAAGACAAGAUGGGAGCCUUAUAGGUGUUUUGAGCACAGAGAAAUCCAAAACAGAUGAAGAACUGUUGGAAAUGUCUCGUACAUGGGAUAUUGUUGGCAUUGAUUUAAUAAGUGGUGUCUCCUGUGAUGCCCCUUAUGAAUGGACAGAUAAAACGGCUUCCCAGUGGGAUUUCAACUCUAGUGGAGAGAAAGAAGCUUUCCAUGUCGUCGCAUAUGAUUUUGGUAUCAAGCAUAAUAUAUUGCGGCGCUUGGCAUCCUAUGGAUGCAAAAUCACCGUUGUUCCUUCAACAUGGUCAGCUUCAAAGACUCUAAAGAUGAAGCCAGAUGGAGUCCUUUUCAGCAAUGGCCCUGGAGACCCAUCUGCAGUUCCUUAUGCAGUUGAGACCGUGAAGGAAAUUGUGGGAAAGGUUCCUGUUUUUGGAAUUUGCAUGGGCCAUCAGUUGCUUGGUCAGGCAUUGGGUGGCAAAACCUUUAAAAUGAAAUUUGGUCAUCAUGGAGGAAAUCACCCAGUAAGAAACCUUCGGAAUGGGCGUGUUGAGAUCAGUUCUCAGAAUCACAACUAUGCAGUUGACCCAACCUCACUUCCAGAAGGUGUGGAAGUGACACAUAUCAAUUUGAAUGAUGGAAGCUGUGCAGGUCUUGCCUUUCCUGCAUUGAACAUAAUGUCCCUUCAAUAUCAUCCCGAAGCAUCUCCUGGUCCCCAUGAUUCUGAUCCUGCUUUUAGAGAAUUCAUUGAACUAAUGAAAAGGAGAAAGCAAGCUAAGCAAAUUGUAUGAGCAAAAUCUGCAAAUUUUGGUGGGGAGAGCUGGCAAUGCAAUCGUAAUAGUUUGGAUGGGAUUGUAAUCACCAAAUUCUUUGCCCCUUUUGUGUUUUACGUUUUUCCAUUGCCUUGGUUGAUUUGUGUUGUUGCAUCAAUAAAUUGAGGUCUGAAGUGAAUAUAUAUUGUCACAGUUUUUUUGAGAUUAUUUAUCCAUUUUUGAGUAUUUAAUAGAAGCAGAAUAUCAUUUACCACA
Malania oleifera is the source of this 1899-nucleotide messenger RNA. RefSeq names its product carbamoyl-phosphate synthase small chain, chloroplastic. Bases 367 to 1662 code for a protein of 431 amino acids. Gene Ontology annotation, biological process: L-arginine biosynthetic process; 'de novo' pyrimidine nucleobase biosynthetic process; L-glutamine metabolic process. Gene Ontology annotation, molecular function: carbamoyl-phosphate synthase (glutamine-hydrolyzing) activity. The record is from RefSeq and is a predicted model, not a curated record. NCBI's taxonomy places the organism in Eukaryota, Viridiplantae, Streptophyta, Magnoliopsida, Santalales, Ximeniaceae. Gene Ontology annotation, cellular component: cytoplasm; carbamoyl-phosphate synthase complex. The transcript has 10 exons.